ACAAAAAGUCAAAACAAAGAGAAGAAAAAUUUUGUGUGGUAGAAAAAUAAAUUUGGAAAUUCCAUAAAAUUAUACAUAUAUAUUUACAAUAUAGUAUUUUAUAUAGUAUAUAGUAAAUAAAAAAAAUUAAAAGAUUUUUUUUACUGAAGUUUAAAAAUAAUUUUUAAUCUUGAAAAUAUGGCAUCCGAUGUAGUAAUGGCACAAGAUAGUGUCGAUGUACCGGCUGUACCAAAUCAAUUAGAGCAAUUUACGAUUUUAGCAAAAUCAGCUAAAGGUGCUGCUUGCUUAGAGUUAAUUAAACAAGUUUUAGAAGCCCCUGGAAUUCAUGUUUUUGGAGAAUUGCUUGCAAUGCCAAAUAUUGCAGAGCUAGCAAAUGGUCCAAAUGCAAAAUAUUGGAAUACAUUAAAUUUGUUUGCCUAUGGAACAUAUAAACAAUAUACAAAAAAUCCUAAGGAUUAUCUGGAAUUAACACCAGUAAUGAAGAAAAAAUUGCAACAUUUAACUAUAGUUACAAUGGCAGUUCAUACUAAGUGUAUUCCAUAUAAUCAGCUAUUAGAAGAAUUAGAAAUAAAAAAUGUUCGUGAUCUAGAAGAUUUAAUUAUUGAAGCUAUUUAUUCUGAUAUUAUUCACGGAAAGUUAGAUCAAAAAAAUUGUCAACUGGAAAUUGAUUCAGCUUUGGGUCGUGAUAUACGUACUGAAGAUAUUGCUCUAAUUUGGAAAGUUCUAAAAGAAUGGUCUCAAUCAUGUGACUCGGUAUUAGGCUGUAUUGAGGAGCAAAUUAAUCGAGCCAAUUCUGAAAAGGCAAGAAGAACUAAACACAAAGAGCAAAUCGAACAAGAGAUAAUAAAUGUUAAAAAAGCUCUCAAGACUCAAUUGACUGACGCUGAUGAAGCUAUGACAUCUGAUCAAAGAGAAACUACUCCUGGUCAAGAAUGUCGCAAAAAAUCAUGUAAAUCAAAAUCUGGUCGUCCAAUUGGUAAAUCAUGGUUUAAGCCAUUUACAUAAAUUUUUUUUUUUCAUUUAUUUGUAAGAAAGGAAAAUCCUUAUU
This is a messenger RNA of Condylostylus longicornis, 1048 nucleotides long. It is a transcript of the gene CSN7, whose product is annotated as COP9 signalosome complex subunit 7. Lineage: Eukaryota; Metazoa; Arthropoda; Insecta; Diptera; Dolichopodidae. The record is from RefSeq and is a predicted model, not a curated record. Gene Ontology annotation, biological process: COP9 signalosome assembly. The transcript has 4 exons. The coding region runs from base 178 to 1005 and encodes 275 amino acids. Gene Ontology annotation, cellular component: COP9 signalosome.